CUUUCACUGCCAACACCGCAGCCGCAGGAGACAACAGACACCGUUCUGGAUCACGAAGAAGUGGUAGGGUUCGAUGGAGAAGGAGUUGGUUGAAUUGUACGAAGCCGCGAAGAAGGCGGCGGAUUCGUCCACCAACACCGACGGCGAACACGAAGAAAGCCGAUGUAUUGAUGCGCUCGAGCAGCUCAAGAAAUUCCCCGUCAAUUAUAAGAUUCUCGUCAACACCCAGGUGGGCAAACAUCUUAAAGUUCUCACUAAGCACCCAAGGCAGAAAAUUCGGGCCUUUUCCACUGACCUCAUUGAGAUAUGGAAAGGCAUAAUUAUCAAGGAAACAAGCAAAAAUAAGAAUGGGGGCUCUGAUAAUAAGGGUGAGACAGAAAAUGGGGAGAGAGCUAAACCUGGGAAAAUUCAAAAGAGUCCAUCUUUGAAGGUUGAGAAAGGUGAAACUGUUAAGGUUGAGAAAAUUGAUAAGAAUGGUACACCAAGGUCAAGCUCAGAAAAUAUAAAGAAGGUGCAAAAUGGGGAUGUCAAAAUUGAGAAAACUGAUCAUGUCGCAAGCGUCAAGGUGGAAAAGAUAGCCAAAGAGGAAAAGCCAUUUUCUGGAGCAAAGAAAAUGUCUUCCACCUCUGCCAAUCCUCCGAAGCUAAAGAGUAUGAUUAAAUCUAAUGACGCAACACGAGACAAAAUAAGGGAAAUUCUCCAGGAAGCUUUAUCCAGGGUUUCUGGAGAGGCUGAUGAAGAUAUCAUGGAUGAAGUUAAUGCGUGCGACCCUAUUCGUGUUGCUGUGAAAGUGGAGUCUGUACUAUUUGAAAAGUGGGGUCCUUCGAAUGGGGCUCAAAAGGUUAAGUACAGGUCCUUAAUGUUUAACCUUAAGGAUCAAAACAACCCUGAUUUCCGGAGAAAAGUUUUACUUGGGGUUGUUGAGCCAGAGCGGCUGAUCAACAUGAGCACAGCAGAAAUGGCUAGUGAGCAAAGGAAGCAGGAGGUCGAGAAAAUCAAAGAGAAAGCUUUAUUUGACUGUGAGCGUGGAGCUCAACCAAAAGCCACAACUGAUCAAUUUAAGUGUGGUCGAUGUGGGCAAAGGAAGUGCACCUAUUAUCAAAUGCAGACUCGCAGUGCUGAUGAACCUAUGACAACCUAUGUCACUUGUGUUGUUUGCAAUAACCGUUGGAAGUUCUGUUAGUAUGAUGAUGACUGGUGAGUAUCUCAAGAGCUGUUGACAUUCUUUUACUUAUUUAGGGUUUGAUGCAGUGGCUGUCAUUAUGGUUCCACACUGCAGUCGUGUGAGGAUUCUCUUCUCAGAACUGUUACAUGUAGAAAUUUUUUAGGGAAGAAUGUACUUUUUAUUCAAGUUCUAGCUUAAGUUUUCGCAUUAAGUAGUUUUUUAUAACUUUGUAAUUUCGUCUAUUAUAAAAUUGCACAAUUGUUUUUCUCAAGUUUUCUUUGUCGAUUAUUGCAGUAUUUACCUAAUGUCAUCUAACCUAGUUGAUCGCAUAACAAAACGGUCAGCCAGAGCUAGGUUUUCUUGGUCACAAAACACAGU
Messenger RNA from Gastrolobium bilobum, 1543 nucleotides. RefSeq names its product transcription elongation factor TFIIS. Gene Ontology annotation, molecular function: zinc ion binding; nucleic acid binding. Gene Ontology annotation, biological process: DNA-templated transcription; transcription elongation by RNA polymerase II. Bases 74 to 1183 code for a protein of 369 amino acids. The record is from RefSeq and is a predicted model, not a curated record. Lineage: Eukaryota; Viridiplantae; Streptophyta; Magnoliopsida; Fabales; Fabaceae. The transcript is spliced from 3 exons. Gene Ontology annotation, cellular component: nucleus.